This is a messenger RNA of Penicillium cinerascens, 1962 nucleotides long. RefSeq names its product telomere repeat binding factor family protein. The transcript has a single exon. Bases 1 to 1962 code for a protein of 653 amino acids. Lineage: Eukaryota; Fungi; Ascomycota; Eurotiomycetes; Eurotiales; Aspergillaceae. The record is from RefSeq and is a predicted model, not a curated record.
AUGGAUUCAAACGGGGCCUUACGACCCCUGGAUGAAUACCCGAUCCGCGAACUUCCUCAGCUCUCUCUACGUAUUGCGCCUUUACGUGAGCCGGUCUCAUCUCGUACCCUCAGCGUCCCUUCGCCCUUGGAACCGAAUGCCAGCGGCACCAGGGAAUCGAAUGCUAUAUCGAAGGGUUCAACGAAUGAUGGAAAUAUUCCCGCCAACCUGAAAGCCGGUCUCCCAACAGUUACCGAAUUCCUCAAUGCUGCACGAAGUAAGAAAGCAGAAUCUGCGGCAGACUCCCAUUCGAACGUUGAACUACCGCCCAGACCGAUCCUCCCCGCUUUUGUUAACCUUCGCGCGCUGGAACGCUUCCCAUUUGCAUCUUCCUUUGACGAUGAUGCACUCCACGGACAGCGCAAGCGGCGGCGCUUAGACCUUCAGCCCGAUUCUUUUAGCGAGCACUUGCAACUUCCUAUCCCUCAGGCUCAGAAAGAACAACGCCCUCCACCUUUUGGACCGUUUGCUAUUCUGAAUGGAUUGAAUGAGCCUCCACCGAAUGCUGCUCUCCUUCCUCCCAUUGAAGCUGGCUCUAUUCCUCAACUUCUCACGAAGCCUUCCCGAGGAGAUGCUGCUGUUGAUACCGGUAGCUUAAUCUCUGCCAAUGGCCCAAUUCCAGAGGGUCAACCUGCGGAGAGGCGAGAGGCCCGGAUUGAAGAGCUUCUCGGUACCACUCUUGAUGAUAAUGAAUAUGACGACGCACGUAACCAUGAUGAUACAGAACGACCCACUCAACCGGAGAUUGAAACUACACCCAAAGAGGUGACAAGCGAGAAAGAAAUUUCUCGCGAUCAUAAAACCUUGACGCUUACGGAUGGUGAUAGGCCCGUGUCCCCUAAAACCCGCGGCCGGUCACGCAAGAACUUGAGGAAGUGGACCGAGGAGGAGACGACGGACUUGCUUCGAGGAGUCGUCAAAUGUGGCAUUGGAAAUUGGACGACAAUUUUGGCGCAGCCUGAACUCAAGUUCAACAAACGAACUGCUUCCAACUUGAAAGACAGAUUCCGAGUCUGCUGUCCCUGGGCAUAUCGUGCCUCCGAUCCAAACGAAGCGACCAAGCAAUUGCGUGAUAACCUUGCCAACACUCUUCUCAAAGCUCAUGCACAGGGCUCCACUGAUUCACUUGGCAAGGCACCGGGCAAAAUCCAAAUACCACCGCCAAACUUUAUGAAUGACGGGUCUGAGCCAAGCUCUGGGACGGCAAGCUCUGCCAACAGUUGGCAUAAGGCGUCCACUUCUAGCAUGUCCUCUGUAACCCCCGACACGGAUCCUGGGACGGUCGGUAGUCAGUCUCUGUCACCCUCGGUCAAGGGUACGCCCAACUCAGAAAAGUCUCAAGCCACCUUAGAAUCUCUCGGCCUACCAGAAGCACACGUCACAACAAAGUCCAAGCGACGCUCCCGCCGUCCGUUCACAACCGCAGAAGACGAAGCCCUUCUCAAAGGCUACGCCGUCCAUGGUUUCCAGUGGACGCUCAUCCAACAAGAUAAGCGGCUCAACCUAGGUCAUCGCAGGGCGACUGACCUUCGCGACCGUUUUCGCACCAAGUUUCCCCACGCAUACCGCGAUGGGGGCUCUGUCAGCGGGAACUCUCUCCCACAAAGGCAGGGACUGGCUACUGGCACACCUGGGCCGGCGCCUCGUGACCGCCCGUCAAGCAGCGGAUCCACGCCGACAAAAGUCCCUCCUACGGCUCCUCCUCACGCGCAUACCCGCCACCUAUCCGGCUCUCAAACCAACCCUGGUCAAACUGAUCCGGCUCUACUGCCCCCUCCCCAGGGGGUUUUCGAGUCCUCUGCUCCCAAUAUGCCUGCAGUGUCGGGCCUACUUUCUUUCCCAGUGGAUGACAAUACUGGAGGGGCAUCCUCGCUAUGGGAGGAUAACACGCUUGCUCCCAUGGUUUGGGAUGAUCUAGGCUAA